UCCGUUGUUUGUUGGGAGUGUGUUUUCUGUUCUGUUAUUUUGCCCCCACGAAUUGAGAAAAAGCGAACAAAAUUCAACAUAAACCUCAGAGUUUUCUCUCAUUUCCAACCCCCCUUUUGCCUCUCUCUCUCUCUCUCUCUCUCUCUCUCUCUCUCUCUCUCUCUCUAGACUACUACUUUCUUCCCGGUGUUGUGUGAAGAGGAGCAAAGUUGAGGGCUCUCUCUGUGAAUUUUGAAGCCAAAAAUAAGAAAAAGAAAGAAACAAUGCAAGGAAAUGUAGAUCAGGGCGUUGAAUUUCUCUGUGAUUCUCGUCGUUUUUUGCAGUCAAAAAGCUUCAAAAUUGUUUUUCUCUGUAAAGGGGCUUGUUGAAAUCACAUCCCUUUUCUCUUUUUCGCCUUUUGGGUUCUUGGGUUUUGGUUUUGGGUUCUUCUUUCAGCUUGGAAACACUUCUUCUUACGAUCCUUUUUUUGUUUGAUUGCUUUCUUUUUGUUUUUAUGUCGAUUUCAUAAGUCUAUCCAUGUCUUCCGACAUAAGCUAGGGUUUAAUUUUGCCCUUGUUUGAGUGAUCUGUGGUGGGUUUGAGAGAAAAAAGAGCUUUUUCUGAAGUGUUUGUUUGAAAUCCUUCUGUACUUCUGCUGUUCUUAAUGGAUUGUUAUACUUAUACCAACUCUUAUGGAAAUCACUUUGUUAGAAGCUAUAGCUUUGGUGAUGAAAUUUUGAUCAUAUCAUCUUAUUUGUGUUAAAUUUGUUGAAGAAUUCGUGUAUUUGAGUUGGGGUUUUUUUGGGGGUUGUUUGAGUUUAGGGGGAUGGGAACUGAUCGUCUGCUAUUACCAACAGUUGGACCGCCAAUAAAACGGCGAGCAGGGUUGAGGAGAAAGCAGGCUGGUAGAGGUUCGUAUAGGGGAAGCUAGGAAAAUUGGGUAUUUUCAUUUUUCAAGGUGUUUAGAGUUGGGGUUUUUUCAAGGUGGUUUUAGGAGCAAGCCCUAUUUUGCGUAGGGUAUUCAUUUUAGGGGCGUUAGACGAAAUUCUUCAGUGAGAGAUGGGUACUACUGACUUGCGCCAGAUACUCAAAAGCUUUUGUUGCAACUCUGAAUGGAAGUAUGCUGUCUUUUGGAAACUUAAACAUCGGGCUCGAAUUCAGUAGAGGAUACCUAUUUGCUGUCCAGCAAUACCCUUCCCCUGUUUACAUCUUUCUAUUGGGUGCUGACUUGGGAGGAUGGCUACUAUGACAAUUCUGAACAACAUGAACCUCCAGAGGGCAAGUUUUUCAGAAAAACGCUUGAGACAUUUUAUGAUGGGCAUUAUUCGCAUGACCCUCUUGGAUUAGCUGUUGCAAAGAUGUCCUAUCAUGUAUAUUCUCUUGGAGAAGGGAUUGUUGGACAAGUGGCAGUUACUGGAAAGCAUCAAUGGAUUACUGCAGACGAACAAAUACCAAAUUUCUCUUCAACAAUUGAGGUGCUAUACUUUCCUGUUCUGGAAUAAUUUUAAGUUAAUGAAGUUUAUCUUAUCAUUUCAGUACUGUGAUGGUUGGCAAACGCAAUUUUCAGCUGGCAUUAAGACUAUUGUUGUAGUAGCAGUUGUUCCGCAUGGGGUUUUACAGCUUGGAUCUUUAGAUAAAGUAACUGAGGAUGUCAAUCUUGUGACUCGCAUCAGAAAUGCUUUUCUAACUCUCCAGGAGUCUUCAGCAGGGGAAAUUAAGCCAUUGCAUUCUUGUAAAAGCUCAGGAUACGUGAAAGGUGAAGAUGCAAGCGUGAGCAAGAAUGUGGGGAUAGAGUUGUCAGGAUCUGGGGGCUUUGAAUCUCUAAAAACAAAGCCAGAUGCUAUCAAUGUGGAAAGUUUUAAAUCACAAGUGAGAUUGCUUGAUGACAGGAUAUGUGGAGGGGAGCCUAGUGGGUGCAAAGAUACGGCAGUUGGUUUAAAACAAAAAAUCAAUGUACAAUCACAAGACUCCGCCAUGGACAUGCUUAAUAUAUGUGGUAAUUUACUUCCAGCUGAAAAGAUAAUGACGAAUGGUGCAUACUUUCCUAUGAAUCCUCACCCCUCUUCUGUCUAUGAUGGAGUUAAUCACAACGGAAUGUUUACCCGAACCAAUCAUACAGAAAUGUACUUGCAGAAUGAUAUGGAAGCAUCCAAAACUAUUGAUAUGUAUCCAUCAAACGCAUCAUUGAAGUUCCCUGCUGGUUAUGAGCUGCAUGAAGUACUUGGUCCUGCUUUUCUGAAAGAUGCUCUUUAUCUUGAUUGGCAAACAGAGUACGUUUUGGGUGGUAAAGCUUUUGAGUUAUCUGAGGGAAUGAGUGGUAGCCAGUUGACAUCUGAUUCACCAACAGAGCGUCUUCUAGAAGCUGUAGUCGCUGAUGUUUGUCACAGUAGUUCUGAUGUUAAAAGUGACACAUCUCUGUGCAAGUCUGGACAGUCUCUGUUAACAACUGAAAGAAUUCCUGAGCCUUCCACAAAUGCUACAACAUCUGCUUGCUCAGAAGGUUACUCUAUGGGUCAAAGUCAAACAUCUUUUAUUGGAGAGGACAUGCAGAACUCUUUAAGCUCAUCGGGAGUUUGUGGGGUGAUGUCACCAAAAGGGUUUUCGUCGACUUAUUCUGGCACCGGCAGUGAGCAUUUGGACAAGUCAUUGGAACCGGCAAAGAAUAGUAAAAGAAGGGCUAGACCUGGUGAGAGUUCUAGGCCUAGGCCAAGGGACAGACAAUUGAUCCAGGACCGAAUCAAAGAACUUCGGGAGCUCGUACCAAAUGGAGCAAAAUGUAGUAUUGAUUCAUUGCUGGAGCGCACAAUCAAGCACAUGUUAUUCUUGCAAGGCAUUACCAAGCAUGCUGACAAGCUAACUAAAUGCGCCAACAUGAAAUUGCAUCAGAAGGAAAAUGGCAUGUUGGGAACCUCAAAUACUGAUCAGGGAUCUAGCUGGGCUGUUGAGGUGGGCGGUCAACUUAAAGUUUGUUCCAUAAUUGUGGAGAAUCUCAACAAAAAUGGACAGAUUCUCGUAGAGAUGUUGUGUGAAGAAUGCAGCCACUUUUUGGAGAUAGCAGAGGCUAUUAGAAGCUUGGGACUGACAAUACUUAAAGGCAUAACAGAAGCUCAUGGCGAGAAGACAUGGAUUUGUUUUGUGGUUGAGGGGGAGAAUAACAGAAACAUACACAGAAUGGAUAUCUUAUGGUCUCUUGUUCAAAUACUACAGCGCAGUAGUACAAUGUGAUAGCUUCAACUGCUGAACUUUUUGCAACUGUUUGUGUAGAUUCCUUCUGUAAAAUAGUGUGAGUUGCUUGUUGUCUUGUGACUAUUUAUUCAUCUGUCUCCUGCUUUAUGGAGUACAACACUUUUUCUCAGAGAUUCACCCUUCCCCAUACAGCAAAAAUGAAGAAUGAAAAAGAAAAAAGUAAAGAGAGAAGCAAACCAAGUUGGGUUACUCUGACAGCAAACCAAGUUUCUGUGAACAGCAUUAUUGUUUCUAAAGUGUGAAAAAAAAAAACUAUUUUUGGUU
Molecule: messenger RNA, 3488 nt
Organism: Cucumis melo (muskmelon)
Lineage: Eukaryota; Viridiplantae; Streptophyta; Magnoliopsida; Cucurbitales; Cucurbitaceae
Product: transcription factor EMB1444
Exons: 12
Coding region: 1347-3203 (618 amino acids)
Biological process (GO): regulation of DNA-templated transcription
Molecular function (GO): DNA-binding transcription factor activity; protein dimerization activity
Source: RefSeq, a predicted model, not a curated record